ACAUUGUAAUCUUUGAUCCAAACCGAAUGUGAGCGCGGUUAAAAAGUUGUUAAUACCUAAUUUAAUUUAAAUAAUUGUGGAGUUGUAAAUCAGUUUUCGUGGAGAGGAAACUACGUAACAUAAUAAAUUCUUAAAACAUGGAAGAUAUACAGGCGGUCAAACGUGUUAAAACGUUUAUACUGCCGGACAAAUGUUUCGAAAAUCGCGUCGCUUGCGCUUGGCGGCGCGGGAACAAGUUUAGUAUCUACCCCCGUUCGCAAAUACCUAACAAAACGACCUCGGAAUCAGACAACAAAACUGCCGACAAAAUAUUGGUUUUUAACCAAGAGAUACUUUUAUUUACACCAAUUUUGAGAAAACUAGUCAACGAGGCGAAUGGAACAUUUUUAUCUUUAAAAAAAGUGACCGAAACGUCCAAAAAUACAGAGAACCAAGUGGAGUAUUUGAAGCUUUCACGGCAAUAUCGGUCUAUCAUCCGCGUGUGUAUAGAAAAUCUUCAAGAAGCGGGAGAAAAGGAGGAAGACGCCGUCGCAAGGAACAAUUUGCUCUCAUACUUAACUAUAUUCUACUCCAUUGAGUGCAUAUGGCACUUGUGUGAAAUUUUGUAUAUAGACAUAAUACCUGGAGACAUAGUGUUACCGUUUUUAUUAGAAUGGGUCCGCUUCCACUUCCCUCAUCACGAGCAAUCUGCUGUGCAGCUGCUGGAGUCUUGCGAGAGAGGUUCAGAAGAUAACCCAGACUAUUGGGACACAGUGGUGGGCAUGGUGGUGCAGGGCAGGGUGGACGUCGCCCGAGCGCUGCUCAAGUUGCACUCUGCAGUUGACACCAAUGAGUUUAAGCUGGUCGACAACUCGCUGCGAAGUAUGCCAGUUUAUAGUGUAUAUAGUGGAAUAUCAACUGGCGAAUUUACAAUAUCCUGGAAGCACUGGCAGGCAGAAUGUCGAUCUAAACUCAGCAGUCGACUGCUGGCGCACCAACCACAACUGGAGCUUAUUAUGAGGAUAAUGACGGGCGACUACUCGGCGUUCGAGUCCAUCCGCGGCAAGUACUCGUCGUGGUUCGACGUGCUGGGCGGGUGGGUGAUGUUCACGACGCCGUGGGCGCGGCGGCGCGAGCUGGGCGCGGCGGCGGCGGCCUGCGCGGGGCUGGCGGUCGGCGGCGGCGGCCACCUCGACGUGAUGGUGCGCGCCGCGCUGGAGGGGGACCUGUACCUGGUGAUCCACGAGAUCCAGCAGAUGGCGGACAACGGCUGGUUCGCGACGCACCUCACCGACGUGCUGCUGCAGUGCGGCAAGCUGCACAUCCUGGACAAGCACCAGACCGACGUCACUAGCCGCCUGCGCGACAGCCUCGUCCUGGAGUACGGCUCGCUGCUGCUGGAGCACCAGUCGCUGUGGCCCGUGGGGCUGUCGUACCUGGCCAGCGUGCCCGACGGCGCGCGCCGCGCCGAGCUCAUGCUGGAGAGGAUCCCCAUACGCACGGAGGGCAAAGCCUUGCGCGUCGUCGCCGAGGCUAAGAAGUACGGCCUGCUUGGAGUCGCGCAGUCGGUGUGCUCGUGCAUGAGCGCGCGCGCGCUGUCGCGCGGCGCGGCGGGUGCGGCGCUGGCGUGGGGCGCGCGCGCGCGCAGUGCGGCGCAGUGCGCGCGCGCCGCGCACCGCGCGCUGCGGGCCUACUGCGCGGGCGGCGCGCUGCCCGCCGCCGACCUGCUGCUCACGGCCGGCGCCACGCUGCUCGUCGACGACACGCUGCUGCUGCUGGGCAAAUACUGUGACUUCCAUAGACUAUAUAAGAGCAGAGAGUUCAAGAAGGCGGCUAAACUACUCGUCUCACUCAUCACAUCAAACAUUGCACCUGAUUAUUUCUGGGCGACGCUGCUGCUGGACGCGCUGCCGCUGCUGGAGACGGAGGAGCCGGUGCUGUCGGCGGCGGACUCGUACGAGCUCAUGCUGUGCCUGGAGCUGCGCGCCGCUUGCCUCGCGCGCCCCCAGGCCGAGCUGCUGCGCCUGGCGCUGGCGCGCAACCUGGCGCGCACCGCGCUGCACGAUGUCCAGCACGACUAGCGCCAGCGGACGCUGCUCGUCAUCAUCCAUCCCUGACGACUCAAUACAAACCUAUGUUGGACCACAGCAUGUAAUAUAAUUGGAUAAGGAAUUUUCCAAUUUUUACUUAAGCAUACCCUACUUAAAACCCUUGUGCACGCCACUCUCAUCUAUCAUCCAUCAUGACCUCAGACCAAUUAUAGAAAGACCUGUAUCACACUCAUAGUCAUGAACAAAAUUGUCUGUCAUUUUCUGAAGAAAACGAGCUUAGAUUUGGUAUAUAUCUUAUACUAAACUAGAAGUUUUUGCCCAUUUUUAAACAAUUCAAUUACACAAAAAGGUAUUUUUCGGUAGGGUAGGUAAAAAAAAGGUAUUGAAAGGUAUCAGCAAGCCGCAUAAGGCCACCAACGAGCCAAUUUGUAGGUCCAUCUCUAUGUCGUUACCAUCCAUCAUCUCGUGUAGUGAUGAUGGAUGAUAACAUGCGACCGGCGACAUACCUCGUGAAGAGAAAUAGACAAAUUUCAACCAAUAGCGGCGCUAUCUAAAAUACUGUUAUCUCUUUCAUUACGUUAAGACAAAGACAUGGAACUGGGUUCACACAUUUUAUCUAUUUCUCGUCACUUGGUCGCAUGCUAGGACCCCUUGCUCUUUUGAGGGUUCUCCCAACACUACAUUUUUCAGUGUGGGGUCGCUUUUCAACAUCAUAGCUAUUACAUAUUUAGUAUUACUAAUUGGACCAUAACUACUAGCUUUAGGUAUUUAAUCUUUUAUCUACACUAACUAUUAUUAUAAUAAGUAGGAAAUUAUUGUUUGUUAUGGAUCUCUGAAACUAGUGAACCGGUUUUUAUAAUUCUUGUAUUGAGAUAGAUAGAUGUGUGUUCGGAAAGUGGCAGUUUAUAAAACCACCGCAAAUGAAACUAUGGGCCGAGGCAUAUGCUAUGCCGAGCCUUUACCGUACCGACAAAAUAGUGGUUACACGUCAAUCAAGUGAAAGUCCUGUUAAUUUAUUUUUGUUAUUAAUUGCAAAAAAAACGCAUUGAUCUCUUAUAAUAAAAGGACGCACUGUGUAUGUAGAAAAUUUCAGUUAAAAACUGGCUAUUUUUGCUUUGAUAGUUUUAAAAUUAUUGGAAAGAAAAUUAUACCUAAAGGCUUUUAAAUAUAGUCCAAUAUUCAAUAAAUUCCCAAAUUCAGAUCAAAUUCAACCUUAAGGAUUGAGUUUAAGAUUGAAUUUGCAAAUGUGACUACUUGAAUUGAGUGCCAAGUUGUGUUUGCACUCAUUGAGUGGGGACCUUUUUUGGUCGCUGAUUGUGCAUCCACUUUUUAUUAGGAGAUCGAUGUUAAUACGCCAAAACUGUUUAAAAUUUAGUUAGGUAUUAAAAUUGUUGAUCUAUUGCUAGUUAUUAGUUACAUUAUAAGCAAGGUUCAAGUUGUAAUAUGAGGGUAAGCCAGAUCCUAUGCCGCGUCAUUUCCAUCUAAAUUUGAAAAUAAAUUUUUAUGAUCGUGAAGGUAUCGCAUCUGUCAGAUAGGAAGAAUUUGACUAAUUUGAGUUUUUAGACCAACCAUAAAUUGUCUAAGGCCUUACUUCGGUUAGACUACAUCCAUCUUGGUAGUGUUGAUAAAGACUAGCUCUACUAUGGCCAUCCUAGUACUCUAGUCGGAGACUUGGGCCAUACUAUGUUAUUGGAUAGAAGCAGGCGUUACUUUGCGGAAGUUCAUCAAGAUUUAUCAAUGCAUUUGCAAAGUGAUGAAGUCACUUUACUAUUGCACGUUGUAGAGUCAACAUCUCCUGAGGAUGCUCCGGGUUUCGGGGUGAAACGUACGUAGGAAGUAUUUUGACGUUGUCGCAUGGGUUCGUCGGCUUUUCGCGGAGGAUAGCAAAUUAAAUAAAUCAUUAUUAACAUUAUAUGUCGUAGUAUUCUUGUCGGGAGACUUUAGCCAUCGUAGUAGUCUAGUUGGAGACUCAAGCUAUACUAAAGCCAUGAUAAUGUUGUCAGCCUUGAGCCCUACCCUAUUAUGGCCAUCACAGUAAUAUAUUCUAAGACUGGUUGUCGAAGUCGGAGACUAUAGCUGUCGUAGUGGUGUAGUUUAUAAGUCUAGACACUUUAACCUUGUUAGGGUUGUUAUAGUAGUCUAGUCAGAGAUUUGGGCCCUACUGUGGAUAGUGAUGUCUCUAAACUAUUUGUCAGUGCAUUUUUUGUAAUUUUGUACAGUAGCUACUACUAAUAAUAAAUAAAAUAAUUAAUUACUAUUACUCAUUUAUUUAAUAAGUGUAAUUUCAAGUUGUAUUAUAAGUGCUGUUUACAUUUUGAUGGUAAGCUUGUUGAAAUAAAGUGAUUGUUUGUACUUUACUAUGUA
This is a messenger RNA of Bicyclus anynana (squinting bush brown), 4394 nucleotides long. RefSeq names its product nuclear pore complex protein Nup85 (gene Nup75). The record is from RefSeq and is a predicted model, not a curated record. Gene Ontology annotation, biological process: mRNA export from nucleus; positive regulation of DNA-templated transcription; protein import into nucleus. Gene Ontology annotation, cellular component: nuclear pore outer ring. Gene Ontology annotation, molecular function: structural constituent of nuclear pore. The coding region runs from base 138 to 2060 and encodes 640 amino acids. The transcript has 10 exons. Lineage: Eukaryota; Metazoa; Arthropoda; Insecta; Lepidoptera; Nymphalidae.